This is a messenger RNA of Scutellospora calospora, 739 nucleotides long. Lineage: Eukaryota; Fungi; Glomeromycota; Glomeromycetes; Diversisporales; Gigasporaceae. The record is from the annotation of a GenBank genome assembly.
AGAGGUGCAGAGUGAAAAAUAUAAAGAUUCGAAUUGCAAACAGUAUACAUGCUUUGAUUGUAGAGGAAAAGUUAUGAUACGAGUAGAUACAGUUCUUAGUAUUGCAAAGGUUAAUAUCUAUCAUAAUUGUCUUCAUCUACAGCCAGACCACUGUGUUAAAAUGUUAAGUAAAAUACUAGAAGAGAUCAGAAAAUAUAUGUAUCUUACUACAAUUGAGCUAACAAAUCAUUUACAUCGUCAAGAAUUUGAUAUUUCAAAAUAUUUGCAUAAGCGAAUAUAUUAUUGGAAAUCUAUAGCAAAUAAAUAUCAAUAUCAACGUUAUGAUGAUCUAUUUUUAUCUAGUUGUAAACUGCUUAAGGAGUAUGAAAGUCAAGAUUUUUAUAAGUUUUUAGAAAUACAAGAUAUAGAGUCUACAUCCAUCGCUUUUACAACACCUUUGUUAAAAAAUAUUAAUGAUCAAAAUAUUAAAGUUACUGAAGCCUAUAUAGAUAUUACUUAUAAAACUGCAUGUGGGAGAUAUGAACUUUAUAGCAUUAUUGUCUAUAUUAAAGGUGCAGGAUUUCUGAUUGCCUAUAUUUUUAUGGAUACAACAAAAUCAGUAAAUUCAAGCACUAGUACAGAAAAGUGUAGCCAAAUAUUAGAAAGUUUCUUAGAGCAUAUAAAAUCAUAUAAUAUUCAUCCACUUUUUGCAUUUACUAACAAAGACUUUGCUAAAAUAAAUGCUAUAUCCAAUGUGUAG